GGGGCCCUGCGGCCGGCACACGGCCGUGCGGCGCCUCGGCGCGAUGCCGCCGGCGCGCCUCUUCCUCGCCCUUUGCUUCUGGAGGCUGGUGCCGCGCCGGGAGGCCGCAGGAACAGAUGAAGUGGUCUUUGGGCAGGUGGGAGGAAGCAUCCUCCUCUUAUGCCGCAACGUGUCCAAGGAAGCCGCCGAGGUGGUCUGGUUCCAGGGGGAUCCGCACUCCUUCCCUCCUCUCUUCUCCUCGAGGGUCUCCUUCCCCCCCGACGUCCGCUUUUCCCUGGUGGACAACAGCUCCCUGAGCAUCACGGAGCUGCGUGCGCAGGACGAGGGCAACUACACCUGCAGGGAAGUGCUGAACAAGACGGACCAUGAGCACAGGGUGCAGCUCCUGGUGGCCAAUCCACCACAGGCAACCCCAAAGUGCUGGGCUGAGAGCUCCUCAUCGGGGCUGAUGCUGCAGCUGUUCUGCAGCUGGCCCGGGGGGUACCCCCACCCCACCCUGCACUGGAGAGAAGAGGGGCAGGAUUUGGAGAACUCCAGCUGGGUCAUCAGCUCCACCAGCUCCUCAGACACCCACGUGGAGACACUGAACAGCUCCCAGCUCUCCCACCGAAAAGUCUUCAAGUGUGUGGGCAGCCACGUGGUGAAGCAGGAGCAGCCUGCCUGCACUGUGGAGAUAAAACUCCCUUCCCUGGAAUCGGAGCCCCCACAGACCUGCUUUGUGGGUGACAGUGUGACCCUGACCUGCCGGGUGACCGAGAGCACCCCGGCAGCUCGGCUCAGCUGGCUCCGGGACAUCACCCAGCCCGAGGUGGAGAUCCAGCCUGGGGGGAGGUUUCUCAUCGCCCAGGAGGGCAACGUGUCCCGGCUCACCAUCCAGAACUGCUCCCAGGGCACUGAUGGCGGCUGCUACGUCUGCAAGGCCCAGAACCCCGUGGGGCUCAGGGAGCUCUUCGUCUGCCUCACGGUGAAGCAGCCGGUGAACAUCGUUGGGGUCGUGGGUGCUGUGGUGGUCCUGUCCCUCCUGACUGUUCUCACCGUCACUGGGGUUGUGUUGUACUACAAUCCCCUCCUGUGCCUCAGAGGUGCUGCGUUCAGGAAUGCAGACUCAGGGGAUGUCUUAGUGCUGGUGGACUCUGAAGAUGACGAGGAGGGGAAGGGGAGCGAGGAGGCCCCGAGCAGCUGCAGCGAGCACGAGGCCAUGGCGCUGGUCGGUGGGAGCAGGGCCCAGGCUGCUCACCUGAACCACCUCACAGAAGGUGACGAUGACGAACUCCAUGGUGGGGUCUCUGCACAGGAAGUGAGAGAAGAGAGAGACACGAGGCUCAUAGCUUCUAUCCCUCCUUGAGGAAGCACACGGAGCUCCAGCUGGAAUCCAGCAUCAAGCAGGCCAUCACUGUGUGUGGCUGAGCACAGGCUGUCAGUGUCCUGGCCCAGGACACUUCAGGCAGAGCCUUCCCACCUCUCUCUCCACCUGCCCCUUCCACAGUUUCACUCCGUCCUUCUCCAGCCAUGUUUCUCCAUUUCUUCUCUCCUCUUCCAUUUCCCUCCUUAUCUUGGGUGUCCCUAAAACAAAGUGACACCCAACCCAGGCAGAGCAUGGGACCACCCCUUCAUUUCAAUGCCUGUGCUGGACUCAAAUUCCUGUGUGGGAUUCUGGCUCAGUCCCCAUGAGGAGCUCUGGGAUGGACAAAGUCACCACGGGGCCACAGUGGUCCUGUGACAAGGGAAGAAACAAGGGCUGUGUGGGCAGGACAUGGCUGACACUGGGGAGGCUGAAUGAAUGACUGACAUGACUGGGGAGGCUGAAUUGUUUGUAUUAUAAAUAUUUUUCCCCUAUUC
This is a messenger RNA of Vidua macroura (Pin-tailed whydah), 1839 nucleotides long. It is a transcript of the gene VSIG10, whose product is annotated as V-set and immunoglobulin domain containing 10. The transcript is spliced from 8 exons. The record is from RefSeq and is a predicted model, not a curated record. Bases 44 to 1345 code for a protein of 433 amino acids. Lineage: Eukaryota; Metazoa; Chordata; Aves; Passeriformes; Viduidae.